This is a messenger RNA of Cricetulus griseus (Chinese hamster), 1012 nucleotides long. The record is from RefSeq and is a predicted model, not a curated record. NCBI's taxonomy places the organism in Eukaryota, Metazoa, Chordata, Mammalia, Rodentia, Cricetidae.
UUUCCUUCUCCCACUGCUGUUGAGAUGGCAGAAAUCAGCCGAAUUCAGUAUGGAAUGGAAUACACCGAAGGUAUUAGUCAGCGAAUGAGGGUCCCGGAAAAAUUAAAAGUAGCACCUCCAAGUGCUGACCUGGACCAAGGGUUCCAAGAAGGAGUUCCAAAUGCCAGUGUGAUAAUGCAAGUCCCAAAGAGGAUCGUUGUCACAGAAAAUAAUGAAGACAUUUCAUUUUCAAGACCAGCAGAUCUUGACCUUAUCCAGUCCACUCCCUUUAAACCUCUGGCACUGAAAACACCACCACGGGUGCUCACCCUGAGUGAGAGACCACUAGGUUUUCUGGAUUCAGAAAGACCACCUCCAACUCCUCAAAACGAAGAAAUCCGAGCAGUUGGCAGGCUAAAAAGAGAGCAUUCCAUGAGUGAAAAUGCUGUUCGCCAGAAUGGACAGUUGGUCAGGAAUGAUUCCAUGUAUGGCAUUUCAAACAUAGAUGCAGCCAUUGAAGGAGCAUCAGACGACAUGACUGUGGUGGAUGCAGCUUCGCUAAGACAUCAGAUUAUCAAAUUAAAUAGACGUCUGCAACUUCUAGAAGAGGAGAAUAAAGAACGUGCUAAAAGAGAAAUGGUCAUGUAUUCAACUACUGUAGCAUUCUGGCUGCUUGAUAGUUGGCUCUGGUUUCCAUGCUAGAGGUAACCUCAGCAUUCACAUAUAUUGUCUCAACACCUGGAAAUAUAAAGGAUUUGCAAACCCCAUUGUUUCUGUCUUUGCAUUGUAUGCCGUUUUAUAGUCCAAGCCCUGAAAAUGUAUUUCUUCCAGAAAACAGGGACCUGCUCUGUUACUGAUCUGCAUUCAGCCAGUUUUGCAGUGGCACCUACACUCUCGCCUUUUGCAUGUUUUGUAAAUAGGCUGUAGGUUUGUUUGUUUGUUUUUAAAGAAAAUCAUUUUGGGGGCCUCAUCAGUCUGUACAGCUAAUUCUCUAAAGAGAAAUGAGAGUCAUAAAGAAUGAGUUUAGAAAACU